Notechis scutatus (mainland tiger snake) is the source of this 746-nucleotide messenger RNA. The record is from RefSeq and is a predicted model, not a curated record. NCBI's taxonomy places the organism in Eukaryota, Metazoa, Chordata, Lepidosauria, Squamata, Elapidae.
AGGCCGAGUCCACGGCGAAGCGACCUCGCACCACCAUCACCGCCAAACAACUGGAAACCUUGAAAAACGCCUACAACAACUCGCCCAAGCCAGCGCGGCAUGUCAGGGAGCAGCUGUCUUCCGAAACAGGCCUGGAUAUGAGAGUCGUCCAGGUGUGGUUCCAGAACAGAAGGGCCAAAGAGAAACGCCUGAAGAAGGAUGCCGGAAGGCAGAGGUGGGGCCAAUAUUUCAGAAACAUGAAGCGGUCCAGGGGGAACUCCAAAUCGGACAAGGACAGCAUCCAGGAAGGAGGGCCAGACAGUGAUGCCGAGGUUUCUUUCACAGAUGAACCUUCCAUAUCGGACAUCAACCAUCCCAAUGGGAUUUACAGCAGCAGCCUCGGGGAAAACUCCCCCGUCCUGGCGAAACCACCUGGGAGCAGUGGAAACUUCUCCUUGGAACACGGUGGCCUCCCAACUCAGGACCAGUUCCACGAUCUCCGGUCCAACAGCCCUUACGGGAUACCCCCCUCACCAGGGUCCUUACAAGCUAUGUCUGGCCACCCUUCCUUAAUGUCCGGCUUGGUUUACCCAGACCACGGCUUGGGCAUCGUAGGCCAAGGCGGACAAUCGGUGCCUCAACCCAUGAGGGUUUUGAGUGGGAAUGGGCCCAAUUCAGACCUCUCUUCGGGAAGCAGCGGAGGCUAUCCGGAUUUCCCAGCCAGCCCGGCUUCUUGGCUAGAUGAAGUUGACCACGCACAGUUUUGA